This is a messenger RNA of Nezara viridula (southern green stink bug), 246 nucleotides long. NCBI's taxonomy places the organism in Eukaryota, Metazoa, Arthropoda, Insecta, Hemiptera, Pentatomidae. The record is from the annotation of a GenBank genome assembly.
AUGUACUGUUUUAUGAAGACACCGUCCGGAGUAACUCCUCCGGGACUUACUCGGUGUCAAUUACCCUGGAGACUGCUGCAGCCGCCGUAUAGUAAGUUCUGCAUGCAGGCCCUCGGACGGCAGACGGCAGCCGAAUACGGAACGGGCGGGCCAUUUCCGAAAACCUACGCCGCCUGCGAAAUAUUAAUGAAGACCGAGGCGUCGGAUUUCGGCGAAAAACGGCAUCCGGGUCCUGUCUUUAUUUAG